Lycium barbarum (goji berry) is the source of this 1754-nucleotide messenger RNA. RefSeq lists its product as uncharacterized. The record is from RefSeq and is a predicted model, not a curated record. Gene Ontology annotation, biological process: carotene biosynthetic process; ubiquinone biosynthetic process; xanthophyll biosynthetic process. Gene Ontology annotation, cellular component: mitochondrion. The transcript has 10 exons. Gene Ontology annotation, molecular function: oxidoreductase activity, acting on paired donors, with incorporation or reduction of molecular oxygen, NAD(P)H as one donor, and incorporation of one atom of oxygen; 2-octaprenyl-6-methoxyphenol hydroxylase activity; FAD binding. Bases 102 to 1619 code for a protein of 505 amino acids. Lineage: Eukaryota; Viridiplantae; Streptophyta; Magnoliopsida; Solanales; Solanaceae.
CCACCCCAAAAAAGGGCAAUUCGCAGAAUUGCCCCUAUAAAACAGACUACAAAACGAGUGUUAUUCUUCUUCUGCUCCUUCCACGUAGCAACAUAGCAAACAUGAACAGGCUUUCUGUUGCCAGAAGAAUUGUGUCGAACAUUCAUGGAUUCAGAUCUGUGCAGAGGACUUUAUGCAGUAAUGCAGGCGUUAUAGUUCCUGAUCUGGUCAGUGAAAAGGAGCCUUUGAACCAGCCAGAGUUGGCAUAUGACAUGCCCCAAUAUGAUAUUGCUAUUGUUGGAGGUGGUAUGGUUGGGAUGGCUCUAGCGUGCUCCUUAGCAACUAUGCCAUUGACAAAGCAACUAAGUGUUGCCAUCAUUGACAGUAAUCCUGCUUUGGUGAAUAACUUUCACAUAAAGAAAGAGGACCCCCCAGGUCCACGGGUCAGUACGGUCACACCUGCAACCAUUUCUUUCUUCAAAGAUAUGGGUGCAUGGGAAUUUGUUCAGCAGCACCGUCAUGCUUACUUCGAUAAAAUGCAGGUCUGGGAUUAUACUGGUCUGGGCUAUACAAGGUACAAUGCAAGAGAUGUUGAUGCAGAUGUUCUCGGGUGUGUGGUGGAGAAUAAGGUGCUACACAAAUCCCUGUUAUCAUGCAUACAGAAUAAGGAUUUUCAGAAGACAAUAUACUCGUCCAGGUUAAGUUCAGUAACCUUUCCUGCAAAGUCUUCAAUGACCAGCUCCAGUGGCACAUCAUCAUCUGCUAGUGGAAGUUCAGCAAGGUUGGAACUGGAUAAUGGUAACAGCAUGUAUGCGAAGUUAGUGGUUGGAGCUGAUGGGUCAAAAUCAAGUGUUAGGGAGCUGGCAAAAAUACAAACAACUGGAUGGAAGUACUCGCAGAGCGCAAUCAUCUGUACAGUAGAACAUGCUGUAGAGAACUUCUGUGCUUGGCAAAGAUUUCUUCCUAAUGGUCCAAUUGCACUUUUACCCAUUGGUGAAAAGUUCAGUAACAUUGUUUGGUCAAUGGACCCCAAGGAAUCUGUUGACCGGAAUUCGAUGUCAGAGGAUGACUUUGUAAAAGCAGUGAAUGAUGCACUGGACGGUGGAUAUGGUCCUCAUCCACAAUCCAGAUCAUUUGAGGGUGGAAGUCUAUUUUCUUGGCUCAAAGCUGACAACACAUCAUCAACACAUGAGGGCUUUGAAGUUCCACCGAAAGUUAUUAAACUAGCUUCUCAGAGAUUGGCCUUCCCUUUGUCUUUAAUGCAUGCUAAUAGCUAUGCAUCAAAACGUCUAGUUCUUAUUGGUGAUGCAGCACAUACAGUUCAUCCGCUGGCUGGCCAAGGAGUUAAUAUGGGAUUCGCAGAUGCGCUCUCUCUUUCUAAAGUCAUUGCUGAAGGUGUUGCAGUUGGAUCUGACAUUGGGGAGGUAACUCUUCUGAAGAAAUAUGAAUCAGAGAGGAAAGCUGCAAACAUCACAAUGAUGGCAAUCCUAGAUGGUUUUCAGAAGGCAUAUUCUAUUGACUUCAUGCCAAUAAAUGUUCUCAGGGCUCUUGCAUUCAAUGGGGCACAAUAUAUCUCUCCACUUAAAAAGAAGAUCAUCUCAUAUGCUUCGGGCGACAAGUUGCUUCCUCUUUUCACAUGAUGUAACUGUUGGAUUUUCCCAAUGAUAUUUGGUGGGAUUGUCUUAAACUUUUGUUUGUUGAUAUGAUAAAUAAUUUCAAUAAUCAUUUUCGCUGUGUAUUAAGAAUCGCGGUGAUAUCCAAACUGUUUAACUGUA